UCGCCGCCUGCUCCGCGUCCCCCGCUCCCAUUCCCAGCCCCCUCGUCAAAACCGCCGCGGACGCGAGGGGAGAGAGCGACAAGCCCACGACGAAGUGGCCUCCCCUUCCCUCCCCGUCCUCCCGUCCCGUCGUCUUCACUCCAACUCCUCCUCCUCUGCUGCUGCUAUUGCGAUUGGGAGGGCGGUCCUUGUCGCGAGCGACGCCGAGGCUUCGGGACGGGGAUUGAUUGCACGACCCCGCCAGACUCGGUGCCGAAUUACUCUAGUGGGCAGCGGCGCGCGCUCCGGUGGUGGUGGUGUAGCCGGCGUGUUUGAGGAACCUGCGGCGGCGAUGGGCCAGGACCUCGUCGAGAUCCACCCGCGCGAGCUCCAGUUCACCUUUGAGGUGAAGAAACAAAGUUCAUGUACUGUCCAUCUAGUCAACAAGUCCAAUGAAUAUGUUGCUUUCAAGGUUAAAACAACAUCUCCAAAAAGAUACUGUGUUCGACCAAAUACUGGAGUUAUCCUUCCUAGGAAAACAUGUGAAUUCACAGUUACCAUGCAAGCACUCCGAACUGCUCCACCAGACAUGCAAUUAAAAGACAAGUUUUUGGUGCAGACCACAGUUGUUCCUUAUGGUACAUCUGAUGAGAACCUUGUUCCUGCCUUUUUCUCCAAAGAAACUGGCAGGUACAUUGAGGAAAGUAAAUUGAGAGUUGUCCUUGUUAGUGCAUCCCAUUCUCUUGAAGAGGAACCCAUUAAUGGAGUUCACGACACUGAGCCAGCUGUUGAAGUUCCUGUACUGAAAGAGAUGCCAAAUAUAGAGAACGAAGUGCCAGCUGUUGCAAAAGAAGUUCCUCCCCCUCUGGAACAAACUCCAGCAAUUGCAACUGAAAUACCUUCACCUGUCAAAGAGACUCCAGGCUUGAGAGAAAUUCCUGUGCCAAUAAAUGAAGCACCAGCUGCAUUGACAGAAUCUUCUUCCAAUCAAAAAGAUUCAUCUGCUAUUGCUAUUGAACCUGCCUCUACUGUUACAAUUGAACAUGCCCCUGCUACUACGAUUGAAUCCCCUCCUUUGAAACAAAGCACUGCAGUUUUUAAGGAAUCUCCUCCACUGGAGAAAACUCCUCCUAAAGAAGCUGUUAUGCUAAGUGAUCGAGGACUUUUCAAUGUGCAGAACCAUCAAUUAUCUCAUGUAACAGAAGAUGUUCAGAAUCUGAAGUCAAAGCUCAACAAUCUUGAAUCAAAAUUGGAAGAGGCUGAAAGGAUGAUAAUAAGGCUAAGAGAAGAGAGCAGAAGUACCACCCAGGAGCGGGACAAGUUACAGCAAGAAAUGGUAUUUCUAAGAAAGAAGGGUGCUCCCAGGAGUCAAGUGGGCUUUCCCUUGCUGUUUGUGGUGUACGUGGCGCUUCUUGGUACCUCACUCGGUUACCUGCUGCGAUUAUGAGUUCCGUGCUCAGCAGCUGGGGUGCUCGAUGUGGCAAGAGAGUUGAAGGGCAGUCGCACUCCAAAAUCUUGGAGAGGAGCAUUUGUUAGCAUUAUUAGUGCAGAUGGUUUUGGAUAUAACAGCGGUGGCAAACUAAAUUACCAGUUGCCUGUAUGUAUAGAACAGUUCUUUUUGCGUUGUAUAGAACCCACCCAAAAGAUGCCUGUUGCGCUGCCUCGUAGAUUAACCUGGGUUUAUUCCAUUUGCCCAAGUUUUUCUUUUUUACAGUUUGCUGGAUUCGGUUCUCCUGAAUGAUUACAAUCUUUUGUGUUAUUUACCAUUUGGUUCGUGACACA
Molecule: messenger RNA, 1761 nt
Organism: Panicum hallii
Lineage: Eukaryota; Viridiplantae; Streptophyta; Magnoliopsida; Poales; Poaceae
Product: vesicle-associated protein 1-2-like
Exons: 8
Coding region: 332-1426 (364 amino acids)
Biological process (GO): endoplasmic reticulum membrane organization
Cellular component (GO): plasma membrane; endoplasmic reticulum membrane
Source: RefSeq, a predicted model, not a curated record